AUGAAUUUUGAACUUAGCAAUUCAAAACAAAUUGGUGUUGGUUUAGCUCUAUUUGGCGUUACUUUUAUUGGAUUAGGAAUUGUUUUAUUUCUUGACAAGGCUCUUUUGGCUAUUGGAAAUUUAUUAUUUAUUGCUGGAUUAACACUAGUUAUUGGAAUACAAAGAACAUUUAUUUUCUUUUUUCAAUGGCACAAAAUUCGUGGCUCUGCACUCUUUUUUGGAGGGAUAUUUUUAGUUUUACUUGGAUGGGCGUUAAUUGGAAUUAUUGUUGAAAUAUGGGGAUUUGUGCUUCUUUUUGGCGGUUUUCUACCGUCAGCAGUUAAUUUUCUUCGUCAAAUGCCUGUAAUUGGGACAAUAUUAAAUUUGCCUGGAAUUCGGCAGUGUCUUGACAGAUUUGCUGUCGUGCACAAAUACCCAGUCUGA
This is a messenger RNA of Meloidogyne enterolobii, 423 nucleotides long. NCBI's taxonomy places the organism in Eukaryota, Metazoa, Nematoda, Chromadorea, Rhabditida, Meloidogynidae. The record is from the annotation of a GenBank genome assembly.